UAUUUUGCGUGACUCACAUUCGGUCACACUGAACUAUUAUUGCUUGGCGGCUCAACUGAAUAUCAUAUCUUGAAACUUCUAGCUACAAAUUCUACAUAAAAAGUAUAAAACAAACAUCCAAAUGGCUCAAUUCGUAGCCAACCCACCUCAGCAAAAUUACUAUUUCAAGGAAUCGAUUGCAUACACCGAAGACCACAUUCCCGUCCAGAAGCUUUAUCUGUACAAAGUGCCAGCGGAGUUGAGUCAAAAUGUCUUGGAGCUGCAUUUCUGUGGGUACGGCCGAGUAGUGCGUCUGCAGAUUUUUCGACCCAGGAACGCCCCACGUGGAAGUUGCUUUCGAAGUCAGCGUCGAUUCACUGGCUAUGUAUUCUUCGCCGAUGCCAAGGAUGCAGCAAAGGCCCUGCAAGGUAGGGUUCAUCAUGUUAACGGGCGAAAAUUUCAUGUCCAGGCCAGUGAUAGCUGGCACCAGCCUGCUGCCCAUAUACCACGCCAUUUGCCCGUGGUACGUCCAAAUAUUAGGGCCCCGCCGCCACCACCCAUUUUUGUGCUGAACGAUCAUUGUUUGGAGUACAUCUUCAAAUAUCUUUCGCUGCCAGAUCAAGUUCACUUCGCCAGGGCCUGUUCACGCUUCAGAUCGAUUUACAAGCUAGCCUCGCCCAGACUGCACAAAAUAGUUGAUCUCUGUCAUUUCGACGAAAUGACUGUAUGGGAUAUGCGAGAUUUCUUUAGAAUUUCUGGACCACAUGUGCAGCAGAUAGAGGGCGUGAUGCCCACAUCUCGGACACAGCGCUUCUGCGAUUACCUAUCAACCAGCUGCCCAAACCUGAAGGCAAUGAUGCUACUCAGCAGCCCCCUUAAUUCGCGCAACAUGAACAAAUUAUUUUCCAAGAUGCAAAGUCUGGAGACUCUCUACAUGCCGAUGUCAAACUUGACCGAUGCAGCAAUUUUGACACUGCGCUAUAUGCGCAAUUUAAAGACGUUGAAUAUUAGCUGGAACUCGUUUUCAGGAUAUACCCUGUCCAAGUUGACUGCUCCAAUCGAAACGCUGUCGAUGAACGAAUGUUUAUCGUUCCAAACAUUUGAGUUGCCCAGGAUUUGUAAAAAGUUUAGCCAGUUGAAGGAGCUAAACAUUACGAAUAUGAAUACAUCCUAUUUUAAGGCCUACCAGGUGCUGGUGAAGGAAAACGCCUGCCCCAAUCUGGAAAUUCUGCGGAUGACGGCUUUCGAAGGCGACACCUACGAGUUUAUGGCUCAACUACCCAGUCUGAAGCAGCUGUUUGUUUAUCCAACAAUAAUUGGUCAUAAUACGUUGCGCGAGGAACUCUUCGAGCAGUUGGCCGAGUAUAAAGCGCACCAGUUACUGCGCCUUGAGAUCCACGGAAACACCGUUCUCUCGAGGCAAGCAGUAACUAAGAUAUCCAAGCUGACUGAACUUCGCCGACUACUAUUACCCCGUAUCGACGCAGACAGCGGGAUAGAUCAUUUAUCGAAUCUUCAAAAUCUGGAGCAGAUUACAAUUCAACAAUCUGAUAGCACCAGUGGAUCGGCUAUAUUACAUCUAUUCGGUGCAUGUCCAAAAUUGAGCGAUAUUCAUUUGGAUGGUUACGUGGAUCCGUGCGACAAGCUGGUACUUGGAAUCGUUUCCCGGGUCCGCCAGGAGACUGCCAACAAGGAGAUGCAUCGGAAGUUGCCCAUAAAACUUUGCGUCUUUCUUAAAGAUACCGUGAUGGAGGAUCUCCUCAAUAAUAACAAUGUGGCUCCUAAGGACAUCAUCCAACUGAGAUGUACAACACAAUUUGACCACGAUCUGACCGGCAUCGACUUUGUCAAUUUGAUAGAAGACGAAUUUGACUUUGAUCCAGAUGAUAUAGAUCUGGCGGAUGACUCAGGAGAUGAUGAAUCUGAUUAUUUUGAGCGACGUGACAUGUUUGAUGCCGGCUACCUAGACGAUAGUGACUUUGACGAGCGCGAGUCUUUCUUUGAUAUCGAGAAUCAGGAUAACGAUGAUGAUGGUAUAGUUUUAUAUGAGGAUGUUAUUGACCCGUUGCCGUAGUUGAAAUAUGAGAACUUUGGAACCUUCAUUUAUUAUUUUUUUUGUUAAAUCGAAUUAAAAGUUAUGUCGCCAAAGAAGGCAGAUACUAUUUUUA
This is a messenger RNA of Drosophila bipectinata, 2147 nucleotides long. RefSeq lists its product as uncharacterized. Lineage: Eukaryota; Metazoa; Arthropoda; Insecta; Diptera; Drosophilidae. Gene Ontology annotation, molecular function: protein binding; RNA binding. The record is from RefSeq and is a predicted model, not a curated record.